Paraglomus brasilianum is the source of this 3708-nucleotide messenger RNA. The record is from the annotation of a GenBank genome assembly. Lineage: Eukaryota; Fungi; Glomeromycota; Glomeromycetes; Paraglomerales; Paraglomeraceae.
AUGGUAUCUACACCGUUGGGACCAAGAGUGAAGAAGACUAUUGAAGAAACAUAUCAGAAAGUCACCCAAAUCGAGCAUAUUCUAAAACGUCCAGAUACAUACAUUGGUUCGGUACAAGCGAUAAUUGACACACUAUGGGUGUUUGACAAAGACAAGGAAGCAAUGACCUAUCGUCCAGUAAUUUUUGUCCCUGGAUUGUACAAAAUAUUCGAUGAAAUCCUCGUAAAUGCGGCUGAUAACAAGAUUCGCGAUCCAUCGAUGGAUACCAUUAAAGUAACAAUAGAUACGGCCAAUAACACCAUUUCCAUAUAUAAUAAUGGGCAGGGGAUUCCAGUGGAAGUUCAUAAGAAAGAAAACGUCUACGUGCCAGAGCUAAUAUUCGGACACUUGCUCACCUCGUCUAAUUACGACGAUGACGAGAAAAAAGUCACUGGAGGACGGAAUGGAUACGGAGCUAAACUAUGUAACAUAUUUAGUACUGAAUUCACUGUUGAAACAAACAAUAGACAAUCAGGGAAAGCAUUCAUUCAGACAUUUUCAAAAAACAUGGGGCAAAUGAGUCAACCUAAACUUACGGCAGCCAGCAAAAAGGAAGAUUUUACUCGCAUCACAUUCAAACCCGACCUUGGAAAAUUUGGCAUGACCGAAAUCGAUAAAGACACCGAGGCGCUUCUUAUUAAACGCGUCUAUGAUCUAGCCGGAACUGUAAAAAAUGUAAAGGUGUUUUUGAAUGGAGAGAGAAUAAAAGUGAAGAAUUUUAAGCAGUAUUGCGAGCUAUACCUUAAAGAGGAUGUAACAGAUGGAGAGACGACGCCGACACUUAUUUACGAAAACGUUAACGAUCGAUGGGAAGUUGGUGUUUGUAUCAGCGAUGGGCAAGCUCAACAGGUCAGCUUUGUCAACAGUAUCUGCACAACGAAGGGCGGAACGCAUGUUAAUUACAUUGCAGAUCAACUUGUUCGCGAGAUUACUGAGACAAUAAAGAAAAAGUUGAAACAACUAAACCCACCAAAACCCGCUCAAAUUAAGAAUCACCUCUGGAUCUUUUUAAAUUGUCUGAUAGAGAAUCCGACCUUCGAUUCCCAAACGAAAGAGACCUUGACUUUACAACGAAGUGCGUUUGGAAGCACUGCUACGUUGAGCAACGAAUUUAGAAAAAAAGUGCUUAAAACAAACAUAAUCGACAGUCUUGUUAAAUUUAUGAAAGUUAAACAAGACCAGCAACUUCGAAAAACAGACGGUCAUAAACUUACUCGCAUUAGCGGAAUUGCAAAACUUGAUGAUGCUAACCACGCUGGUACUCGAAAUGGAUCGAGGUGCACAUUGAUUCUCACGGAAGGAGAUUCAGCAAAGACAUUGGCUGUCAGUGGGUUGUCAGUUGUUGGAAGAGACCAUUUCGGGGUAUUUCCCUUGAGAGGAAAGCUGUUGAACGUGAGAGAAGCCAAUCUGAAGCAAGUAUCCGAGAAUCAAGAAAUAAACAACAUUAAGCAAAUAUUGGGAUUGCAACACCGGAAGGAAUAUAAGAGCACCGAGAGCUUACGAUACGGAAGUCUCAUGAUUAUGACCGAUCAGGACCAUGACGGAUCACACAUUAAAGGGUUGAUAAUAAAUUUCUUGGAACAUUAUUAUCCGUCUCUGUUGAAGUUACCUGGCUUUCUACUCGAGUUCAUAACACCAAUCGUAAAGGCAACUAGGAAUUCACAAGAAAUCAGCUUCUAUACUAUACCAGAAUAUGAAGCAUGGAAAGCGGCCAACAACGAUGGAAAAGGCUGGAAUAUCAAAUACUACAAGGGUUUGGGCACGAGCACUGCCAACGACGCUCGAAAGUAUUUUUCUAUGAUGGACAAGCACCGGAAACCAUUCGCUGUCGCUGAUGAGACCGACACGAAAUUAAUCGACAUGGCGUUUAACAAAAAACGUGCGGAUGAUAGAAAAGAAUGGCUAGCGAAUUUUCAGCCUGGGACGUAUAUGGAUCAUAGUGCGCGCGAGAUACAAAUUAAAGAUUUUAUUAACAAGGAACUUAUAUUAUUCUCCAUGGCCGACAAUAUCCGUUCGAUUCCUAGUGUAGUCGAUGGAUUGAAACCGGGACAGCGUAAGAUUCUAUUCAGCUGUUUCAAGCGUAGUCUUAAAGGUGAAAUGAAAGUUGCCCAACUUACAGGUUACGUUGCCGAACACUCUGCGUAUCAUCACGGAGAACAGAGCUUGGCAUCGACUAUUGUUGGGCUUGCUCAGGAUUAUGUCGGCGCCAACAAUAUUAAUCUUCUCCUUCCCGCGGGAUGCUUUGGUACGCGGCUACAAGGUGGAAAGGAUGCCGCUAGUCCUCGUUAUAUAUUUACUAGCCUGUCAGAUUUAACAAGAAAGAUAUUCAGAAAGGAGGAUGAUGCCUUAUUAACCUAUUUGAAUGAGGACGGACAAUCUAUUGAGCCCGAGUGGUACUUACCUAUAUUGCCUAUGGUUCUUGUCAACGGAGCUGAGGGUAUUGGAACUGGAUGGAGUUGCAAAUUGCCUAAUUAUAAUCCCGAAGACAUUGUAAAUAAUUUAUUGCGCAAAAUGAAGGGAGAGGAAUACGAAAAAAUGCAUCCCUGGUAUAAUGGGUUUAAAGGCGAGAUUAUUGAAGAAUCUGAAGGUUCAUACAAAGUAUCGGGAAUCAUAGAACAAAUUGACAGCACCACUCUCGAGAUUACAGAACUACCCAUCGGUGUAUGGACUCAGAAUUAUAAGGAAAUGCUCGAGGACUUUAUGACAGGAGAAAAAGGGAAAAAGGAACCAUUUAUCAGAGAUUAUAAGGAAUAUCAUACAGAUACGUCUGUUCAUUUCGUUGUGACUUUGACGGAGGAGAAUAUGGAAAAAGUCGUGGCGGAAGGCUUGGAGAGUAAAUUCAAAUUGACAAAAUCGUUCAAGACUACAAAUAUGGUCCUGUUUGAUUCAAAAUUGAAAAUCAAAAAAUACGCUACUGUUAACCAAAUUAUGAACGAGUUCUACCGGCUGCGAUUGGAGUAUUAUGAGAAGCGCAAGGAAUGGCUUGUAUCCGAGCUGAGGAAAGGUUGUGAACAACUUGAGAAUAAAGUACGAUUCGUUACAGAAAUUAUUGAAGGAAAACUAGUAAUACAGAACCGCAAGAGAAACGCUAUAGUCCGUACACUCAAGGAACGUGACUAUAAGAAUGUCAACGCAUCCGAAGAAGACAAUUCGUCUGAAACUGCCAAUGAUGCCGAAGGAUUCGGUUAUUUGUUGAACAUGUCUAUUUGGCAUUUGACAUGGGAGAAAGUCGAACAAUUAAAGAAAGAUCGAGACGCCAAGCAAAACCAGCUUGACAUCUUAAAAAGCAAAUCUCCACAAGAUUUAUGGAAAGAAGACCUGGAAGAAUUCAUGGUUUCCUGGAAAGAGAUGGUCAAGAAGACGGAAGAUUCUUCAAGUGGCAAGGUUAAGAAGCCUACAAAGUCCUCAUCAGGAAAACGUGCUCCUAAGAAGAAACCAGCACCCGCUAAAGAAGUGAUUCUUUUGUCUGAUUCUGAUGAUGAUUUCUGUCCAAGGGCUGUUCCGUCCGAUGAAGAAUAUAUUCCGCGUAAAAAACGUACCACGAAAAAAGCCGUUGUCUCUACUUCAUCCGCCACGUCUGUCGACAAGCGUUCAGAACUUAAGUCUAUUCAGACACGGAAGAGUGGACGGGCAAAGUCAACUCAAUAUUAUUUCGGUGAAAGCGACUAA